Messenger RNA from Phacochoerus africanus (Common warthog), 1216 nucleotides. RefSeq names its product MAGE family member B3 (gene MAGEB3). Lineage: Eukaryota; Metazoa; Chordata; Mammalia; Artiodactyla; Suidae. Gene Ontology annotation, cellular component: nucleus. The record is from RefSeq and is a predicted model, not a curated record. The coding region runs from base 46 to 1092 and encodes 348 amino acids. Gene Ontology annotation, biological process: negative regulation of transcription by RNA polymerase II. The transcript has a single exon.
CUGUCCUAAUUGCACUCCUGCCUUUUGUCCCUGACCACCAUCACCAUGCCUCGGGGUCAGAAGAAUAAGCUCAAUACCCCUGAGAAACACCACCAGGCCCCAAGAGGGACCCCGGGUCUGAAGGGUGCUCAGGCCAUUGCAACCAAGAAAGAGUCAUUCUCCUCUUCACCUUCACCUCCUUGUGGAAUUCUGAGUCAGAGAAAGCCUGGUGCUAAGUCACACAGCACUCUCAAGAGGCCUCAGCGAGAUCUGUCCACUACCACUCUGUCUGCAGGUGUUUCUCACACAAGAUCAUACAAAGGAGCCAAUGGCAAAAUUGGGAAAGAGCAAAGCUCCUCUCAGGCCCCUCUCUCCAUUGUGCAGUCUCAAAGAGACCGUCUAACCAAAACAACGAAUAUAUUGGUGGAGUUCCUGAUGCACAUGUAUAAAAGGAAAAAGCCCGUGAUGAAGGCAGAUAUGCUGAAGAUUAUUAAUAAAAAGUACAAAAGUCGAUUCAUUGAGAUCCUCAAAAGAGCUUCUUUCAGCAUGGAGGUAGUAUUUGGCAUUGAUUUAAAGGAAGUCGACCCUACCAAGCAUUCUUACAUCCUUGUCAGCAAAAUGGGCCUCCCCAACAAUGGGACAGUCAGUCGUGGCAGGGGGUUUCCCAAGACAGGUCUCCUGAUGAAUCUCCUGGGUCUGAUCUUCAUGAAGGGCAACUGUGCCACUGAAGAAAAGAUCUGGGAAUUCCUGAAUAAGAUGAGGGUCUACGCUGGGAAGAGGCACUUCAUAUUUGGGGAGCCCAAGAAGCUCAUCACCCAUGAUUUGGUGAAGCUGAAGUAUUUGGAAUACCGGCAAGUGCCCAACAGCAAUCCAGCACGCUAUGAGUUCCUGUGGGGUCCAAGAGCCCAUGCUGAGACCAGCAAGAUGAGAGUCCUGGAGUUUUGGGCCAAGAUUAACAAUACGGUCCCCAGUGCCUUCCAGUCUUGGUAUGAAGAGGCUUUGAGAGAUGAGGCAAAGAGAGUCCAAGCCACAGUUACCGCAAGGGCUGACACCAAUGCCAUGGCCAGGGGAUGUUCCAGUGUUCUAUCCAGCAGCUCCUCCCACACCUACUGAAGUUGAGGCAGAUUCUGCACUUUGUGGUUGAAGAGAGUGUUCAGUGGUCCAGGUCACUGAGGGAACAACAGUGUGUAAUACCUUUGUGUUCCUCUUCAUCCUGUAUGGGGAAUUUGGACAUAUA